This is a messenger RNA of Theileria equi strain WA, 1593 nucleotides long. RefSeq names its product eukaryotic translation initiation factor 3 subunit 6, putative. Gene Ontology annotation, molecular function: translation initiation factor activity. The transcript has 3 exons. Bases 1 to 1593 code for a protein of 530 amino acids. Lineage: Eukaryota; Apicomplexa; Aconoidasida; Piroplasmida; Theileriidae. Gene Ontology annotation, cellular component: nucleus; eukaryotic translation initiation factor 3 complex; cytoplasm. The record is from RefSeq and is a predicted model, not a curated record. Gene Ontology annotation, biological process: translational initiation.
AUGGAGUUGAUUGAUAAUCACGAUAGUAAUAACUACGACAUCACGUCCAAACUCUCUCCAUUCUUGCACCCAAAACUCAUCAUAUACAUAAUCGACUGGCUCAGCUCAAAGGAUAUCUACUCUCCUGAGAAGUUGGCCUCGAUAAAACAAGAGAUAGAGACAAAACUCGGUGCAUCAAAGCUCCCUGAUGAGGAGUUCUCAAAGCAAGAAGCAGAGCUCAAAGGACACAUAAAAAAGUUCCAAAAUGUUCUCACAUGUUACAAGAGAGACCAACUCCAUAGAAUAGGUUCUAAUGCUGAAAAGGUCUCGAUUUCAGCCCUGUUGCAAUGGGCCAGUUUGCUUCCAAAUGUGGACAUCAACGUUCCCCUUGAUGCGGACAAGAUGAUACUAAAAUUAGCAAAACUCUAUUUCGAUCGCCAAGAUUAUGAUGCUUGCAAGUUUUGGCUCGUUUAUUAUGUCAACACUGUCUCCAAAUAUACCCUAGAAGGUUCUGUGACAAAAAACAAGAUGCAUUGCUAUUGGGGUAUAAUUAUAUGUAACUUGCUGAAGACCCUCUUGCCUGCAACUGAAGAGGAACUUAUUGAGAUGGCAACACAAGCCGCACAGCCACAAGACCCUGACAAUGAUAAAGAUGCAAAUCCACUUGAACAAAACACACCUAGAGCUGGAGUAUUUUGCAUCCUAAAAUCCUCUGAGCUUUUGGUUUCAGAUGAAUUCUCCAAGGACAGGAAGGAUUUAAUCUUAAAAAGGAGUUGGUUAUUGCACUGGUCUCUAUUUUAUAUUUUCAAAUACCACCUAUAUUUGUUCCACAAGAAGAACAAGGGUAUAAAGUCAUUUGAAUGGCCACAAUUGCAAGAAUAUUUUUUGGACGAUCGUAACUUGUCCGUAGUCCAUCUUGUGGCACCUCAUCUCUUGAGAUACUAUGCUGUUUAUGCCAUCCUCAAUAGAAACAGAAAGGAUCAUUUCAAGGUCAUUAGUGCGGCUAUUUCAAACGCAAAAUCAAAGUAUUCUGAUACAUUCACAUCGCUUCUGGGAGCCCUUUUCGUCGAUUUUAAUUUCGAGGCUGCUCAAAAACAUAUCGCUGAGAUUGAUAAGGCAUGCAGUUCCGACGUUUUGCUUGACCCACUUAAAGAGGUCAUUGAGGAAAACUCUCGUCACAUUAUUUUCGAAACAUACUGUCGUAUACACAAAUCGAUCAAUCUAGACUUGAUUGCGCAGAAGGUCAAUAUGAGUUCUCUGGAGGCUGAGCGCUGGAUCGUGAAUAUUAUAAGACACUCUCAUGUGGAAGCAAAGAUCGACAGCGAGAAAAACUGUGUGGAGAUAUCUACAGUUCCUCCAAACUUGUAUCAACAAGUCAUUGAGAAGACACAAAACCUGACGCUACGCUCAAACAUGAUACUCCAAAACUUCUUCCAGGCAAAUGUGGGUUCAGAUGGUAAUGUUGGAGGCGCUCGCAAUGCUGAAGGUGCAACAGACAGAAGCAACCAAUCCAGGAGAUCGCAUCAACAGUACGGCCAAAAGAGGAAUCAGCAUCGCUUUACUAACUUUACUAACAAGGAUUUUAGAACAAGUGAACAGGAUUCUCUGUGGUAA